GCGAAGAGGGACUCACAAGUUAUCGGCAUCGGAGUGGCUUCACCAAGAGGCUCAACCGAGCGGCUUUCCAGGCGGGCGGAGGGUUGAAGGGGGGCAGCCAAGCGGAAGUAUGCUGAUCCAAGCUGAUCCUUGAGCUGCGGCUUCACCGUCACCAGCGCCAACACGGGGUCCUCCUGUAACUUUGAAUGUGCUGAAGUUAUCUGCGGCUGCUCUAUUCCGUCCGGCUCGGCUAAGUUCCGCUCGCCUGCCAUGCCUGCUCCAUCAGUCCGCGGUGCGCUCUUUCUGUGCGCCUUCCUCCAGCUGUUCUCCCUGCCCGGCGGACAGGUGCCAAACUGCCAGGAGGUGCGCAACGUGUUUCACUCUCUGCAUCCGGGCUCCAAGUGGGUCCCCGAGAACCCAGUGUCAGGUGCGGAUCUGCAGGUUUGCCAAACCAAAGGCCCGACCUGCUGUUCCAAGAAGAUGGAGGAGCGGUAUCAGGUAGCGGCACGCAGCAACAUGGAGUCUGGCCUGCAGGUUGUCAGUGCUCAACUCAAACGUCUUAUCAUCCAGAAUGCUGCCAUAUUCCAAGAGGCCUUUGACCUGGUGCUGCGUCACGGCCGGAACUCCACCCUGGCCAUGCUGAAGUCAGAGUUCCCGAGUCUCGGAGGUGGAGCCCAGAGCUUCGUGGGGCAGAUGUUCCUGGACAUGUCGCUCUACAUCCUGGGCUCAGACUCCGCAGUGGACCAGAUGGUGGCGGUGCUCUACGGGCGCCUCUUCCCCCUGACGUACCGCCGGCUGCUGGGGGGCAGCGUCUCCCCUGUGUCUGAGGAGUGUGUAAGAGACGCCUGGAAAGACUCAGGAGCAUUUGGCCCUUAUCCCAAACUGAUGAUGACCCGUCUGUCUCGAUCCCUCCUGGCCACACGAGUCUUCCUGCAGGCGCUGAACCUGGGCAUCGAGGUUGUCAACACCACCGACCACCUGCGGCCCGGCCGGGACUGUAGCCGGGCCCUGCUUAGGCUGUGGUACUGCCCCCACUGCCAGGGCAUGCUGGGGCCACCAGCUUGCAGAGGCUUCUGUCAGGCGGUGAUGCACGGCUGCCUGGGGGGAGCGGCUGAGGUGCAGCCUCAUUGGAGGAGCUACGUAGACGGACUGGGGAAGCUGGCUGGUGCCAUGAGGGGAGAGCAGGACAUGGAGGCUGUUGUCCUCAGACUGCCUUUAAUGAUCAAACUGGCUCUGAAACACGCUGUGAACGCCCGCACGCGCCUCACUGCUCUGGUGAGCGGGAUGUGCGGAACCACUCCUCAGCGUGCCUCCCGCUCCGUCGGGUCCCCACCGCCCCGGCCCCACCCUCCCGCCUCUGCGGCCCGCAGCGCGCAGCCCUCGUCCCCGGACUCGGACGAGACUUUGGCCGGCCUCCGCAGGGAGUUCAUAUCCAACCUGAGAGGCUUCAGCUCCUUCUACAGCGGUCUCGGGGAGGCGCUGUGCAGCCGCGAGCCUGCUCCAGCGAACCACUCCCUCUGCUGGAAUGGGCAGGAGAUGACAGACAGGUUUCCUGGGCCCGGUCUGAAGCGAUCGCAUCCCGGCUCCGAGUCCCGAAGCAACAAGCCCCCGGAGCCAGUCAUCAGCCAGAUCAUAGACAAACUCAAACACAUCAACCAGUUGCUGCGGCUGGUGACGAUGACUGAGAAGCGCUGGAGAGCCCGGUCGCGCGGAGGUGGAGGUGGAGGGGACGGGUGGAGCGACGAGGGGGAAGAGGGAUUCGAGAGCGGCGACUGUGACGAUGAAGACGAGUGCGCCGGAGUGUCAGGGCUCGGCCCGCCGCCGAGACGCAAGCGGUUACGCAUCUUUGCAGACCUGGCUGAUAACCUGGCUAUGGACGACUUCACCUUCCAGGAGCAGCUGCUGACCCCUCGCUUGGCCACGGCCGGGGUCGGAGGCGUCUCCUCGCCCGCGGCUCCUCUGUGGAGGAGCUACCUGGUCCCGACGCUCCCCAUGAUGCUCGCUCUGCUCCUGCUUUGUCGCCACUGACCAGUGCACCCACACGCUCCCACCCCCUCUUUCCCCCAGGAUUCCAUACAAACUGUGGAACGGGACAGUCUUUUUAAAGUUCUGGUUCCCAGUGUAAACUUCAGCGGCCCAUUAACGGAAGAAUGAACUACAAAAACAAUGCUACAUUUCUCUUUGUCUCAGCAAGAAGCUGAUUUGUUUUAUUGGAAAGCAUUGGAUUAUCUCAACAAACCUAUUAAAGCACACCAGAUAAACCCAUGGCAUCGUGUAAAUAAGAAACUUGCCCUCUGGUUCACUCCCACUGUGGUUAUUCCAGCUUUUGUGCCCUCUUGUCUCACCUCCUCUCUGCUCUCAUACUGAUUUCUGUAUAAUAACAAAAUGACAGGGCCCCUCAUCGUCAGACAGCUUUGUUGUGGACCUGCAAGUGAGGAGCUACUUGGAAAACAGACAGACCACAGACCUUUUUGAAAUGCUCCCACCCGCAGUCUGCAACAUGUUACAGCCCUGCAGAAACCAGCUGGAAGAAGAAGAAAACUUUUGCUGCUCUCUUCCCUGGUGGUGAAUGAUCUCCUGCCAGCACUGGACUUCAGCUGGGGAGUUGUUGUGAACUCCUUAUCCUCAGAGGCUGAGGUUAAACCCUUAUUUAAACAUGCACUGCACCUUAAAAUGCUGUGUUACUAUUUAAAUCUCACUCUCUCUCUCUCACGUUUGUGUCCUAGUGAUAGCUAAGUUAUUUCUGACCGAUUCACACCGUCAGUGUUUGCUUUAUUUUAUAACGGCGAUGUUUUUUUAACAGUAACAGCCCCAAGAUAAAAAAGAUUUAAGGGCUACCGUAAGAGCAUACGUCUCCAAAUCAGCCUGAUAACUGUACAGAUGUAAGUUUCCCUGUGUUGAUGCCAUGUUUACAAAGGUGUGUUUAUUUGAAAUAUCGUCAUAUCUCACAAGAAACUGUUGGUGUAUGGAUUGAAAUGUUGGCUGGGCUGUGAAGCAUUGCUGCAAAUCUUAAUCUUACUGUGGGUAAAAACAAGGAAUAAUAUGAGUUAUAAAUACGUGUAAAAAUAUGUGUAAAUUGAUUUUGUAAUGGUUUGCGUUGGGCUCACACAUUCUUAAAGUCUGGCCUUUGUGUUUAAUGUUCUGUUUAAAACAGAAGUCGGAUUUUAUUGUUUGUGUAAUUUUGUUUGGUUUUCAAACUGGUUUCCAUCUCCCUUGUUGAGACUGGAGGACAUGUGAUGGAUGUUUGGAAAAGACACUAAUUAAAAGCUGAAAGUGCUGCUGCCACCCAGCUGACUUCACAGCUGUGAACCAGACUAUCCAUCCAUCCAUUCACCAUUCUCUAUACGGCUUAUCCUCUAUGGUGGUGGACGCUGGAGCCAAUCCCAGCUGAUGCUGGGUGAGAGGCGGGGCACACCCUGGACAGGUUGCCAGUCAAUCACAAGGCUGAUGCACGGAGACAAACACGCAUGCACGCUCACAUUCACAUUGACGGGCAGUUUGGAGUAGCUAACUUGCACGUCUUUGGGCUGUGGGAGGAAACCAGAAAACCCACAAAGGCACUGCGAGGACAGGCAGGCCCCAGCCGACCUGCAGGUACCAGACUAUUUAACACAUGAUUUCAGGGAAAGCACAAGUCUAACUAACAACAAUAGCAAUGGCUCUGAUCCACGUAGGUGUGCCAGCAGGCCGUUUCAGUGAGCCAGCAUACAGAGAGCCAGGGGCCUGACACGGCAACACCUAAACAGAGUGCAGCCCUAAUUAAUGUUAUUAGUCAUACCUGUGUCUGCCGUGAGACAUCAAAGAGCCAAUGGCAGACCGUGGAUUGGACGCUGAUAAAACUGAAUGCCCUGUAACAUGUUAAUU
This is a messenger RNA of Chelmon rostratus (copperband butterflyfish), 3843 nucleotides long. It is a transcript of the gene gpc3, whose product is annotated as glypican 3. The transcript is spliced from 8 exons. The record is from RefSeq and is a predicted model, not a curated record. Lineage: Eukaryota; Metazoa; Chordata; Actinopteri; Chaetodontiformes; Chaetodontidae. Gene Ontology annotation, cellular component: cell surface; extracellular region; plasma membrane. The coding region runs from base 250 to 2007 and encodes 585 amino acids. Gene Ontology annotation, biological process: positive regulation of canonical Wnt signaling pathway; regulation of protein localization to membrane; cell migration.